This is a messenger RNA of Lagenorhynchus albirostris (white-beaked dolphin), 2900 nucleotides long. It is a transcript of the gene MOGS, whose product is annotated as mannosyl-oligosaccharide glucosidase. Gene Ontology annotation, cellular component: endoplasmic reticulum membrane. Bases 166 to 2685 code for a protein of 839 amino acids. Gene Ontology annotation, biological process: protein N-linked glycosylation; oligosaccharide metabolic process. The record is from RefSeq and is a predicted model, not a curated record. NCBI's taxonomy places the organism in Eukaryota, Metazoa, Chordata, Mammalia, Artiodactyla, Delphinidae. Gene Ontology annotation, molecular function: Glc3Man9GlcNAc2 oligosaccharide glucosidase activity. The transcript has 4 exons.
AGGGGCGGGACUUCCUGCGGAAGCGGAGGGGGAGGGACGGGCCGGUGGGUGCGGCUGACACAUCAGUGGUGUUCCAGGCGCUGCGCGCGAGCCCAGGAGGCGAGGAGGGACCCGGGCUUUGUGGCCAUCUCUCCGGGUCCCCACGACGCCGAUUUCCGUGCAAGGAUGGCUCGGGGCGAGCGGCGGCGCCGCGGAGCGCCGGCAGACGGAGCGCGGACCGCUGAGAGGGCGGCUCGGGGCGGCCCCGCGCGACGGGAAGGCCGGGGCGGCAGGCCCCGGGGCGCGGCUGCGGGAGCCGCUCUGGCCGUCGUGGUCCUGUCUCUGGCCCUGGGCCUGUCGGGAUGCUGGCUGCUGGCAUGGCACCGUGCGCGGCGGGCUGUCACGCUGCACUCUGCGCCCCCGGCGUUGCCUCCCGACUCUUCCAGCCCCGCCGUGGCCCCGGACCUCUUCUGGGGCACCUACCGUCCUCACGUUUACUUCGGCAUGAAGACCCGCAGUCCGCAGCCCCUCCUCACCGGACUGAUGUGGGCGCAGCAAGGCACCACCCCGGGGACCCCUAAGCUCAGGCACACGUGUGAGCAGGGGGACGGCGUGGGUCCCUAUGGCUGGGAGUUCCACGACGGUCUCUCCUUCGGGCGGCAACACAUCCAGGAUGGGGCCUUAAGGCUCACCACUGAGUUCGUCAAGAGGCCUGGGGGUCAACACGGAGGGAACUGGAGCUGGAGAGUGACUGUAGAGCCUCAGGCCUCAGGUACCUCUGCUCUCCCUUUGGUGUCCUUGUUCUUCUAUGUGGUAACAGAUGGCAAAGAAGUCCUAGUGCCAGAGGUUGGAGCUAAGGGGCAGUUGAAGUUCAUCAGUGGACACACCAGUGAACUUGGUGACUUCCGCUUUACACUUAUGCCACCAACCAGCCCAGGAGAUACAGCCCCCAAGUAUGGCAGCUACAAUGUCUUCUGGUCCUCCAACCCAGGACUUCCCUUGCUGACAGAGGUGGUGAAGAGCCGCCUAAAUAACUGGUUUCAGCAUCGGCCCCCAGGGGCUUCCCCUGAACGCUACCUCGGCUUGCCAGGAUCUCUGAAGUGGGAGGACAGAGGCCCAAGUGGGCAAGGACAGGGACAAGGGCAAUUUUUGAUACAACAGGUGACACUGAAAGUCCCCUUUUCUGUGGAGUUGGUGUUUGAAUCAGGCAGUGCCCAGGCAGGAGGAAGCCAAGCCCUAGAGCAGCUGGCAGGCAGCCUGCUGACCCAGGCCCUGGAAAGCCAUGCUGAAGCCUUUAGAGAGCGCUUUGAGAAGACCUUCCGGCUGAAGGAGAAGGGCCUGAGCCCUGAGGAGCAGGCUUUGGGUCAGGUUGCCCUCAGUGGUCUUCUUGGUGGUAUUGGCUACUUCUAUGGACAGGGUCUGGUGUUGCCAGACAUGGAGGUUGAGGGGUCUAAGCAGAAGGUGGACCCAGUCCUCUUUCCACCUGUCCCUCUUUUCACAGCAGUGCCCUCCCGGUCAUUCUUCCCGCGAGGUUUCCUGUGGGACGAGGGCUUUCACCAGCUGGUGAUCCAACGGUGGGAUCCCCGGCUCACCCGGGAGGCCAUAGGCCACUGGCUGGGGCUGCUAAAUGCUGACGGCUGGAUUGGGCGGGAGCAGGUGCUGGGGGAUGAGGCCAGAGCCCGGGUGCCCUCAGAGUUCCUGGUGCAACGGACAGCCCACGCCAACCCCCCAACUCUGCUUUUGCCUAUAGCCCACAUGCUAGAGGGUGGUGACCCUGCCGACUACGCCUUCCUCCACAGGGCCUUCCCCCGCCUGCGUGCCUGGUUCUCCUGGCUUCAUCAGAGCCAGGCAGGGCCAGUGCCACUGUCUUACCGCUGGCGGGGCCGGGACCCAGCCUUGCCAACCCUACUGAACCCCAAGACACUGCCUUCAGGGUUGGAUGACUAUCCCCGGGCUUCACACCCUUCAUCCACUGAGCGGCACCUGGACCUGCGGUGCUGGGUGGCACUGGGUGCCCGUGUGCUGAUGCGGCUAGCGGAGCGGCUGGGAGAGGCUGAGGCAGCUGCAGAGCUGGGCCCACUGGCUGCCUCCCUGGAAGCAGAGGAGAGCCUGGAUGAGCUGCAUUGGGCCCCAGAGCUAGGAGUUUUUGCAGACUUUGGGAAUCACACAAAAGCAGUGCAGCUGAAGCCUAGACCCCCUCAGGGCCUGGUGCGAGUGGUGGGCCGGCCCAACCCUCGCUUACAGUAUGUGGAUGCCUUGGGCUAUGUCAGUCUUUUCCCCUUCCUGCUGAGGCUACUGGACCCCAACUCAUCCCGCCUUGGACCCCUGCUGGAUGUUGUAGCUGAUAGCCGCCAGCUCUGGAGCCCCUUUGGUUUGCGCUCCCUUGCAGCAACCAGCCCCUUUUACAGCCAGCGCAAUUCAGAGCAUGAUCCUCCCUACUGGCGAGGUGCUGUGUGGCUCAAUGUCAACUACCUGGCAUUGGGGGCUCUUCACUACUAUGGGCAUCUGAAGGGUCCCUACCAGGCCCGUGCUGCCAAGCUCCACAGAGAGCUCCGUACCAAUCUGGUGAGCAAUGUGAGGCGGCAGUACCAGGCCACGGGCUUCCUGUGGGAGCAAUACAGUGACCAGGAUGGGCGAGGCAUGGGCUGCCGCCCUUUCCAGGGCUGGACCAGCCUUGUCCUACUGGCCAUGGCUGAAGACUAUUGAAGGGGGAACAUGGGAGGGGAGCCAGGCCCCUUAUGCCACUCUGGAGUCGAGGGACAAGGUCUCUCACUUCUGCCCCUAGCCCUCAAGUACCAGUGCUUCAAACCCUCCUCAGCUCAUCUCAGGUGUCUCCUUACUGACAUCCCACAUAGCCCUGGAGUGAAUGUGAAUUCAGAGUCUAUUUUUAUAAAUAAAUGGGAAAGCCAUGUCAAACUCUA